Messenger RNA from Suillus subaureus, 399 nucleotides. RefSeq lists its product as uncharacterized. The transcript has 6 exons. The coding region runs from base 1 to 399 and encodes 132 amino acids. NCBI's taxonomy places the organism in Eukaryota, Fungi, Basidiomycota, Agaricomycetes, Boletales, Suillaceae. The record is from RefSeq and is a predicted model, not a curated record.
AUGCCGACACAGGAGCACGUGACAUGUGACAGCAAAACUAUGACACUAGUGACAAUAAGAUGCUCAUUUCUCAAUUUCCAGGUCACUGUUGUGAAACAAGGUGCUGCUCCAGUAGACCCAAUGUCUGGCCCCAUUAAUACACAUCAAGUUUACUUGAGUGCUGAAAGUGUUUGGGAUGCAAUGCUCAACCAAACUGAGGUUGGCUCUAAUAAGAAUAAAUUCUAUGUAAUACAGCUUCUGCAUCCUAUUGGCAAUGACACACAAUCCUCCCUUUACAUGUGUUGGGAUUGUGUUGGUGAGAAUGGUGCAAGCCAAAUCAAGUUUAAGAAGCAGUUCAGGUUGAAAUCUGGUGUUGCAUGGCCCCAACAUUUUGGGAUGGUGGCUGGGAAGGGUAAGUGA